ACAUCCGGGCAUUUGCAACAUUUUCCGAUGUUUAGCUGCAGCGGUUCAAAUUUGUAAACGUAUUCUCUGUUCAAUUUUAGUACAUAGUAAUGACUUUCGUUUAAUUUCUUGGAAGAGUAUUCAACACAAUUUCUUUUGCAUCGGGUUUUUCCUCGUAUUUAGUUCCCUGUCGUUUUAGCAGCUGUAGUUUUCAUCGGAGACAUAUAUAGAAUAAUCUAAGUGAAUCCUCGGGUCUUGGAAGAUAGAUCCGCAAAAUGAAGAUGUAAGAGUGAGCCCACAAGAGGACCAGUUUUCAUUGAGUAACAAUCUCAAUUUCAAAUAUGGAAAUGGAGAGAACAUACUAUUCUGAUGACAAUGGAAGAGACACUCCAAAGGGGAGCUAUGAAAUGCCAACAAGGACAGAUACUCCUGGCCCAUUACCCAAAUAUAGAUACAGCAGGGAUAAGCUGAUGGAGAUAUCUACAAGUAAACUGGCACAACUGAAGCCCACCUGCCUGUCAAAGGACCAUUACACGCCUGAAGGGUUGUGGGAUCCGGAGAGGUGGUUUCGAUCUUUUGACACUUCUCGUGGAAACUCCCCUUUGACUGUUGGAGAUAAGAAGCGGCCACCAGAACUUGACAGAGAAUACAUAAACAGGAGAAGACCAUCAGAUCCUAAAGAACGUUUGAGGGAUGAUAAGGAUGGAAUUGUAUUAAGCCCACAGCGACGGAGCUUUGGAACAGGAUGCCAUGUCAGUAGUCAUGUGCCAUUAGGACGCCAAAUAAGCAUUCCAGGGCAGGAAAAUGGAGAAAAUAGGGACAGAAAUGCCAGACGAAUAGGAAGUGGGCGUAUUCAAAUUGAUAGAGAUCGGGAACGGGAACCAGCACACCAAGAUCGAGACUUUCGAGCCAUCCGUGAUAGGUUUGACCGCGAAGACAGAAGAUUUGAUAACAGAGAAAAUCGGAGCUAUGGAAGAAGAGAAUUUGAAGAUAGACAGAACUUCAGGGAAAGGGGACAUUAUAACAACAGAAACAGAAGAGACUCUUACCGAAGUCGUGAUGAGGAGGAGCCUGAGUGGUUUACAGAGGGGCCUACUAGUCAACAGGACCGCAUUGAACUCCAUGGAUUUGAGAGGCACUCCAACACUCCAGAGAAAGAAGAGGAGAACUGGAGGCAGAUGAACAGACGAGAAGCCACCACACAAGAGAGCAGAACGGAGGUGCCACCUCGCAAAGAAGCGGAGGCAAAUUAUCGGGGAGAGUCAGUAGUGGCAAAUGUGAAUGAUAGAAAUGGAAGUUUGGAAACGAAUGAACCAAGUUCACCUGAGGAAUCCAACCACUCUGACAGCAUCAAUGUACAGUCACCACAAAGUAACAGUCUGUUUGACUUCAAUGAAUUCUUCAAGCUUGAGAACUUACCAGGACUUGCAAGUAAUGAUGGAGCCAGUCCAACAGCGGAUGUAACAGGGAUACAGAGUCGGUUCAGCAAGUGGUUUUCCAAUAACAGUAGGGACAACAGCAGGAGAUCAUCUAUCAAUGAAGACUUUGGGUACCUAAAUGAUUUACUAAGUGGUUCCAAGAGUCCUGUUAUCCCAUCACCUCCUCCACCGUCUGCUAAUUCUGUCUCUCGUCAGUCUGUAUUCUCCACAUCAGCCAACAGCACAUUCCAAGACAAACCGCAGCAUCUGAGUUAUGACUUCACCUCGGUGCAGAAAACUACAAUAGGCCCAAUGUUGAAUGCAUUGUUCCAGAACACAUCGCAUGACAGAUCUCAUAGGAGCAGUAAUAGCAGUAUAACAGCACAGGAUGCUGAAGCACAAUUAAAAGCCUUGUUGUUUGGAAGGAAGGGUUCUACUCCAUCUAGCAGUGGCACAGGCAGUCCAUCUGUGGCCUCUCCACUCAAUCUUCCUGGGCGAUUUAAGACUGUAGCAGAAUUGGAGGCUGAUAUGAAGCCCCCGAAUCAUACUUUCACUCCACCUGGUGCCCCUAUACAGCACCCUGUGAUUAGCCAGCCAGUUCGACAGAAAAUAGCUCAGCCUCCCCCUCCUGCCCAGUCUCCAAAGGAUCAGCAGGAUGAUCUGGCUGCAUUCAACAAGCUCCUGAGUCUGAUGCAGGCAGGAGCUGCUGCAGCUGUGGAGUCUCCCACCAAAUUGCCUCAGAUUGCUGCACGAAAUCUUGACCAGCGAAGCAUGUCUCCUGUUUUUUCUGGCCAGCCUCCUACACCCUCCAGCAGUAUGCCACCUACAGGACAACCUCCUCUCACUCCAGGCAGUUUGGCUCAGAAUGAGUUUCUCCAGGCUUUGUUACGUAAUAAGGAACAGCAGUUACAGAUCCGUCAGCAGACUCUAAAUCACAUGCGAGGAAGUGUUCAUAUAAACAACCAGUCCACUCCCAUAGCUCAACCUGCACAGAACUUCCAGCAGACCCCACAAACUGCAGGAUCCACCCAACCCAAACUUCCCAACAACUCGGAAACACUGGCCAACUUCAUCAAGCAAAAUCCCACUAUUAUCACCAAGCCAUCUACACCCACUCCUCCCCCUCAGCAACCCCCUCAACCUCUCCCCACUGUUCCAGCAGUUCACUCUCCCCUGGCUCCACAUCCUGGUCAGGCUGCUAUUAUGAGUCUUAUGCAGAAUGCUCCUUCUCCCAGAGCAGCGUCGCCUCAGCUUAUUCAGCAGGCGCUAUUGGCUCAGCCGGGAUCUCCUCGGGUUCCGUCUCCCAUCAUGUUCAGUCAGCAACCACCAAUGCAUCUUAGUGCUCCUUCACCGAUACACCCCUCACAGAUUGCAGGAAAAACCUCUCCUGUUUCCGUACAGGCAGCUACUAAUUUAUCUUCCACUGGUACAGCCACAAUUAGACCACCUGUUGUGCCUCGUGUACCCAGCCCCCAGGAGCUGAUAGCCCACACUCAGGCCAUCAUGCAGACUGCACUCCUCAAGAAACAGCUGGAGGACCAAAAAGAAAGAUUCAUGAAGAAACAGCAAGAACGAGGGAAGUCUCCAAAUCCUCCUGCUCUACCAGGAAAAGGAGCACUGACUGGCCAACAGCCAUGUCCAGCAUCCCCUCGGCUAGGCCCCAGUGGAACUUCUCCAGCUUCAUCCCUUCCUCAGUCCUCAACCCCCCAAAACACACCCAUUUCACAGUCUAUGCCCACUUCUAAGCAACCAUCUGUUACUGCAUCCUUCACCCCGACUUCAGUCAUAAGGAAAAUGCACUCGGACAAAGCAAGUGAAAAAGAGAAACAUAGAAUGGAUGGAACUGAUGGUGAAAAGAAAGUUGCACCUAUUAAACAAUUUGUGAUGUCGGAAGAUCCCAGGGGCCUACAGGAUGAGGAGGCCUUGAAGCAGGAUCACAAUGUGUUUGAUUUCCGCAUUUUGACACAGCAGAGCCAGAUUUCUCAAUCUACUAGUCACCCUCCCAUGUCUAUGGGUCAGAACAUUGUAUCUCCAGCUGCAAGUCAGACUGCUAACAAUGCACACAAUCAAAUGCCAAACCUUAGCAUUCCUCCCCCCUCACUGGCCAACCAGAGUGGCCCAUCCUCACUGGUCAAUCAAAACUCGCAACCAUUCUCCAGAAACAAUUCUAUUGAUCAGGUCCAGCAUCAAAUGACAGCAGUGGAUCAAAUAGCUGCCAUACAAGCCAUGCUGGCAGCAGACCGACUGAAACAGACAAGGCAGGUGAUGGGGACUCCAUCUAGUGUGGCCUUGCAGUCUGCAGGAAGGCCGAUAGUUAAAGGGGUAAAUGUGAACUCACCGCUUCAACAACAAAACCAAACUCAGCUCAACAAGAUACUGAGUCCACAGAUCUCCAAUCCCAAUUUGGUCAAAGCUGACCUGCAGGCCACACCUCACCGUCCAAUCGUAGGCUCAGGAGCUACCCCUAUAUCGUCUUCUGGUGUAGAGUUGUCUAAGGUUCUACAGCAGAGACAUGUCAUUUCACCAAACCCCAUGAACCGACCCUCAGUGGGGACACCUCAGGGUCUUCCCAUGGGAAUCCCAAUUACUGGAAGACUUCCUCUCCAGCCUCCAGUUAGUGUGGCCCAUAAUCCUCUACUGGUGCAGCAAAUGAUGCAAGGCAACCUCUCACAAACAACAGUCAGAGUGAACUCACUGGGCCAUCUCAAUCAAAUGGCAAUGCAGGCUCAGCACCACAGGAUGGUGGAUCCAAGAUUGCAGGGUAUCAGAGGAGUGUACACUCCUCCAGCAUCUGGUGUGCCACCCAGGGGACUAACCAAUACUCCUAUGAUGAACAGGACCUUGGCCCCAGGCAAGCAAGUGCUGAAUGGCCCAAUUUCACCAAACAGCAAUAAGAGCAAUGACCCCAAUCUCCUGAAGUGGUUUGGUACAGAUGUCCUGAAAACUCCGCUUCCCCACAUGCCACCCCUUCCCACACAGGGACAGAGAGUAAUGACUGUGGACGAGAUAGAGCGCCACACUCAGGCAGUGUCCAAUUAAAGACCGGGGAAACUGGAUCUGAAUUGUUCUAAUAAGCUAGUCGAAAUGUAGUGUUGAGAAUGGCUGAGGUAUUGGGAAUGAAAUUACGCAUAAGAUUGAAUGUGUGCAUUGCAUGAAUGCUUGAAUCAAGUGCAUGUAGAGUUAAUAUUUUGAAUAUAACCCUCAUUUUGUCUAUUAUUUUUGAUAUUUUUCUUUUGCAACUGUGUACUUUUUAAACAGAUAUGGUUGCUGAUUUGGACUAAAAAAAAAUUGUAACGUACAUGUAGCUAACAACGGAAUGAAUAUGUCCCUGUAUAUUGUGCUGUGUCGACAUUUGUAUAUUCUAUGUGGUAUUGUAAAUAAUUUUUUGUCUCUUAUUUCAAAUUUUCCUUUUCUGAUUGAUGUUGUGAAUCAAUGUUAUACAUUGUAAGGCAUCCACUGUAAAUAUUGUACCAUAGUUGUUAAAAUUAGUAUUUGCCAUUGUAAAUUUUGUGGUCGUAUUCCUGUUAAUGUUUUUGCCACACCUUGUAUAUAGACUUUGUUGACUGUGUGUAGUGGUAGAGAUCCAGUGUGCUGGGUGUUUAUACACAUAUCAGCUUCACACAACAAUGCCAGUUUGUUGGUCACUGUUAUAUGAAUGAUUAUGAAUGAAAGUGAUUGAGUGAUAAAUAUUAGAUAUUUGUAUUGAUAUCGUAUGCCUCCCUUCGGUGAUUUUUGCACAAAUCACUGUGUUAAUUUUUGCACUUGCAUUUAUGUACAGUUGUAAAUAUUAGUUAUUUUUAAAUAUGUACAGUAGCUUUUGAGUAUGUAGUACAGUAUAUGUUCAUAUUAAAAAAAAAUGUUGAAACAUUUUUCUAAAUAAAUAUUGAUACAUUUGUAUAUUAGAAACAAGUAUAUUUUGAUUUGUUCUAAGAAGUUUCUUCUCUAGAAUUCAUAUAUGUGGCAUAUCAUUUCUCAUCUCCCAGCAUUUCAUAUUCAUUUAUAUAUGGAGACAGUAUUGCUUCAAAUGUAUAUUGAGGUCUUUAUGUUUAUCUGAAUGUUAUAUGAAGAAACAUGGUGCAAUUAAAAUGUCUGUAACCUGACUACUUAUAUGUGCUUGCUUAUAUUGUACAUGCAAACUUCUCAGUUAUAAAAAUGAUGGGCAAAUCUGUCUAUUAAUAUUGUUCAGUGCAUACAGUGUUUAAGAUACUCAGUCAAUUAUUUAUAGUAUAUACUUUGAAGUUUUAACCGUAUUUUCAACAGUACGUUUUCAUAGUUACAUUUGUAAAGUAGACACAUUUUCAAUCCAUGAUGCAUAUCUUAUAUGUGUAUUUUUCAAUUAUGUGUAUUUUGCAAAAGUUUAAAAUGAGUAACAGAAAGCAAAACAGUUACUGUAUUUUAAAGUUUUGUGGAAUCCAUUGAUAGUUAAUCAAAGAAUAGAACAGCCUAGUUUAGUUCGGGUCUUAUAAAAUCAUACGUGAAUAUUUUUGUUGUACAGUUACAGCGUUGGAUUCUUGGUUAAUUUACAUUUUUCUAUUAGUGCUAAUUAUAUUUAGUACCUGUUAAAAAUUGUAUGUCUUAAUUAAUAAUUUUUUCAUGAUGUGACCAAAUGUGUAGAAGGAUGAGUGUUUCAUUUUUGAUGUGCUUUAGAACACAACACGGGGAUAAAUUGCAUGUUCGCCUGAAGUUAUUGGCCAUCUUACUGAAGGUCUUCACAGUUUGGAAAAGUGAUAUGUUAUAUAGGAGAAUUUGUAAGGUGAUUAAUAUUUCAUUAUUUUGUUUGCAAGUGUAGAAUAUGAAAAUGUAUUGGUUUGAAUACAAAAUUUAGAGCUUGUCUGCUAUAUCCAGAUUUAUAUUCAAAUAUGUUCAGUAUCAAUAUUUAUUUUUUUGUGCAUAUCGUAUAAAAAAUAGACUAGUACCAACAUUAAUGGGGUAGAGCUGAAUGCUUUUCUAUUCUGUAAUGUUCAGAUAACUAGAUUGAACAGUUGUGUAAUUAUUACACUCUAUAGUGAAAAUAGUCACACAAGUUCGAUAUUAUAACAUUUGUAAAAUUAUACAUUCUUUCCUCUCUGAAUUCAAUGUUAAGCGACAGUCUUAAAUUAAUGUUUCAGGAUAUCAGUAUGUGGACCAAAAAAUGUUAAAAUUUGGAGACUAUAAAUAUGAGUAUUUUCUUAAAGUAGAGCUUCAUGCAUGAAAGGAUGACAGAAGUGAGAAAGAGUUCAUCAAAUUUUUGUGUUGAGUAAAUGUUUUGAUGUUGACAAACAUUUGAAACCUUGCAAAAUGUUGUUUAUCAGACAAGUGGUGAGAUAAAAUUGUCGAACCCAUGACCUUUGGCCAAAUAUUUGUCUUAAGUUUAUUAAAAUUUUAUUUUGCUGUAAAUGAUUUUCAACGGUUAAAUCUACUCGGACACAAAAACAUUCUCUUAGAGCACCAAGUUUAAACAGUGGAAGUAUUCAGUAGAUAUGUUAGUUCUUUUUGAUGAGUGAACCAAUACAGCAAUGUCAAACGUAUUGGUUUAAACACUCCAUCUUUGAUAUGUGAAUGUGUUUACAUGUAUUUGUGGUUUUUAAUAGAAUGCUCUAGCUUUUCUAUUGUUCAGUUGACAAAAAGUACAAUAAAGUAAAAAGUUAUAAAUAUGUAAAACAAGCUUUUCUUUUUCUCCAGUUCUUUAUUAUAGAUAUGUAUUUAGCAGUUGUCUGUAUGUUUUAUGUAUUGAGUUCUGUGCAAUGAUUGUAGAAGUCAGUUUUGUAAAAUUAUAAAAGGGAAGAGAUGAAGAUAAUGUUUAGUUUGUUAUGGCAAAGAUGUGUCAUGGUCAUGUUUAGUUUAAAAGUAAGCCAAGUGCUUGGGUUCAUAUUCAUUUUAUCUCAUUGCUUUUCUGAAAUAAAGAAUGAAAUCUUA
Messenger RNA from Ostrea edulis (European flat oyster), 7292 nucleotides. Its product is annotated as eukaryotic translation initiation factor 4E transporter-like. The record is from RefSeq and is a predicted model, not a curated record. Bases 321 to 4436 code for a protein of 1371 amino acids. NCBI's taxonomy places the organism in Eukaryota, Metazoa, Mollusca, Bivalvia, Ostreida, Ostreidae. Gene Ontology annotation, molecular function: mRNA binding. Gene Ontology annotation, cellular component: nucleus; cytoplasm. Gene Ontology annotation, biological process: negative regulation of translation. The transcript is spliced from 25 exons.